Vigna angularis (adzuki bean) is the source of this 2312-nucleotide messenger RNA. RefSeq lists its product as uncharacterized. The coding region runs from base 19 to 2184 and encodes 721 amino acids. The transcript is spliced from 9 exons. Gene Ontology annotation, molecular function: heme binding; peroxidase activity. Gene Ontology annotation, biological process: hydrogen peroxide catabolic process; response to oxidative stress. NCBI's taxonomy places the organism in Eukaryota, Viridiplantae, Streptophyta, Magnoliopsida, Fabales, Fabaceae. The record is from RefSeq and is a predicted model, not a curated record.
ACUGAAAAAGAUUGUGAAAUGGGUUGUAUGCGUAUAUCAGUAGUAGCAGUGUUGUGUGCAUUAGUGAUGCAUGGAGUGUCAUGUGCAGAUUUGAGUUCAACUUACUACGACACAACAUGCCCUCUGCUAUAUUCCAUUGUCUAUGGAGUCAUCAACCACACUUACAUCACUGAUCCCCGCAUUGCUGCCAACCUCAUCAGGCUUCAUUUUCAUGAUUGCUUUGUUCAAGGUUGCGAUGGAUCAGUUUUGCUGAACAACAGCGAUACUAUAGAAAGCGAACAAGAUGCAGCUCCAAAUCUCAAUUCACUAAGGGGUUUUGAUGUGGUGAAUAAGAUCAAAACAGCGGUGGAAGAUAGUUGUCCAGAGACAGUUUCUUGUGCUGAUAUUUUGGCUAUUGCAGCUGAAGUAGGUUCUGUUCUGGGAGGAGGUCCAUCAUGGUCAGUUCUACUAGGAAGAAGGGAUAGCUUAACAGCAAACAAAACCCUUGCUGAAACAAACCUUCCAGCACCACACUUCACACUUUAUCAACUUCAACAAUCUUUUGCUGCUCAAGGUCUCAACACCACUGAUUUAGUUUCACUCUCAGGUGCACAUACGUUUGGACAAGCACACUGCAAAAAUUUCAUCAACAGAUUAUACAAUUUCAACUACACUGGAAGUGCUGAUCCAACUCUGAAUAGCACUUACUUGGAAGCAUUGAGUAAGAUAUGCCCAGUAGAUGCUACUGAGGAUAACCUCGCCGAUUUGGAUCUGAUCACUCCUAAUCAAUUCGAUAACAAAUACUACUCCAAUCUUCAGUACCAGAAUGGCCUGCUUCAGAGCGACCAAGAACUCUUCUCCAGUUCCGAUGCUGAUACCAUUGACCUUGUGAAUAGCUUCAGCAGUGACCAAAGUGUUUUCUUCGAGAACUUUGUAGUGUCAAUGAUAAAAAUGGGUAGUAUUUCAGUGCUGACGGAAGAUGAAGGAGAAAUUCGGUUGCAGUGUAAUUUGGUGAAUGAAGACUCAUCUGGUUUAGUUGGUGUGGCAUCCAAGGCUCCAAAACAGAAGCUCGCAGUAUACAUGCUUGGGAUGGAGCUUCGUAAUAGCUUGCAUGGUCCUUUAACGGAUUUUUAUUCAAGAACAGUCAAAAUGGGUUCCAUGCGUGUAGUACUAGUGGCAGUGUUGUGUUCAUUUGCUUUGCAUGCAGGGUUUUCUGUAACUAAUGCUCAGCUUAGUCCUACGUUCUACAGAACAACAUGUCCAAAUAUAUUCAAUAUUGUGUUUCAAGUCAUCUUUCAAGCUUCCACCACCGAUCCCCGAAUUGGGGCCAGCCUUCUCAGGCUUCAUUUUCAUGAUUGCUUUGUUCAAGGUUGUGAUGCAUCAGUUUUGUUGAACAACACUGCUACCAUAGAAAGCGAGCAAGAUGCAAUUCCAAAUAACAAUUCAAUAAGGGGCUUGGACGUAGUCAAUAACAUCAAGACAGCGGUGGAAAAUAGUUGUCCAGGGACAGUUUCUUGUGCUGAUAUUCUUGCCAUUGCAGCUGAAGUAGGUUCUGUUCUGGGAGGAGGUCCAGGAUGGCCAGUUCUAUUAGGAAGAAGAGAUAGUUUAACAGCAAACAGAACCCUUGCAAAUCAAAACCUUCCUGCUCCUUUCUUCAACCUCACUCAACUUAAAGCAGCAUUUGCUGUUCAAGGUCUCAACACCACUGAUUUAGUUGCACUCUCAGGUGGUCAUACGUUUGGAAGAGCUCACUGCAGCACAUUCAACAACCGAUUAUACAACUUCAACAACACUGGAAACCCUGAUCCAACUCUGAAUACAACUUACUUAGCAACACUGCGUCUGAUAUGCCCCCAGAACGACACUGGGAAUAACCUCACCAAUUUGGACCUGACCACACCUGAUCAAUUUGAUAACAAAUACUACUCCAAUCUACAGCACCUCAAUGGCUUACUUCAGAGCGACCAGGAACUCUUCUCUACUCCUGGUGCUGAUACCAUUCCCAUUGUCAACAGUUUCAGCAGUAACCAAAAUGCUUUCUUUGCCAACUUCGUAGCGUCAAUGAUAAAAAUGGGAAAUAUUGGAGUGCUGACAGGAACUGAUGGAGAAAUUCGCACCCAAUGCAAUUUUGUGAAUGGAAACUCGUUUGGAUUAGCUAGUAUGGCGUCCAAAGAUCCUAAGGAAAAGAGGGUUUCUCAAUAUUAAUAAGUUAAUGGAAAGUGUCAGCUGUAAAAGGCAAAUUGGAGGUUGUAAACCUCUUUGCUAUAAUAUUGAAAUAAACCACAGAAAUGUGCAUGCAGACGUGAUUUUGCUAUGCACCUGUUAUGUGUUUA